AUGGGGCUGCACCCCCAAUAUCUCAGCAGCUUCUGGAAGACUCAGUACCUCCUGCUGCGCAUGGACGGGCCCCUACCCUACCACAAGCGCCACUACAUUGCCAUCAUGGCCCUGCUGAAGACAGGGGAGAACAGCUGGUCACUGGCGGAGCUGGUGCAGGCCCUGGUGCUCCUCACCCAUUACCACUCGCUUGCUUCCUUUGUCUUCGGCUGUGGCAUCAACCCUGAGGAGGACCAGGAUGGGGGGCAUGGCUGUCGGCCCCCCUCACCCCACAGUGACAGCAGCCCUGCCUCUGACGACAGCGUGGGGGGCUCUGGGGUAAGGGGGGGGCUUUGCCUUGCAGGGGUGGGGGGCAAAGAUGCCAUGCAGGAGGUGGAGGUGCUGAUGGAGAGGAUGAAGCUGCUGCAGGAAAGCCAGCUGGAGGAGGAGGGCGUCACGCAGGAGGAGAUGGCAACGCGCUUUGAGCUGGAGAAGACAGAGAGUUUGCUGGUUGCUCCCUCGGAUACUGCGUAUCACUCCCUGCAGUCCAACGUCCUCUGCUUCGUGGAGGACCCCGAGUUUGGCUACAAGGACUUCACACGGAGGGGUGAGCAGGCACCCCCCACUUUCCGUGCGCAGGAUUACACCUGGGAGGACCACGGCUACUCACUGAUCAACCGCCUCUACCCUGAUGUGGGACAGCUCCUGGAUGAGAAGUUCCAGGUCGUCUACAACCUGACAUACAACACUAUUGCCAUGCACUGUGGCGUGGACACGUCCAUGCUGCGCAGGGCCAUCUGGAACUACGUCCACUGUGUCUUUGGCAUCCGCUACGACGACUACAACUAUGGGGAGGUGAACCAGCUCCUGGAGCGCAGUUUGAAGAUCUACAUCAAGACGGUGGCUUGCUACCCGGAGAAGACGACUAAGCAGAUGUAUACACAGUUCUGGAGACACUUCAAGCACUCGGAGAAGGUGCACAUCAACCUGCUCUUGCUGGAGGCUCGGAUGCAAGCGGCUCUGCUGUAUGCCCUGAGAGCUGUCACCCGCUACAUGACCUGA
Messenger RNA from Nipponia nippon (crested ibis), 1041 nucleotides. The record is from RefSeq and is a predicted model, not a curated record. NCBI's taxonomy places the organism in Eukaryota, Metazoa, Chordata, Aves, Pelecaniformes, Threskiornithidae.